AUGGAUCAGUAUAUUUCAACGUAUCAGAAAGAUUACGCAUGGCCGUCCAGGAAGAUGCAGCACACGUCGCCAGAGUUGCGCGAUGGCGGCUCCUGUCGCUGCAAACCGCGGCCCCCUGAGCUGAAAGUCACCAAAGUAUGCGGGGACCAGAUGGAGUGGAGCCGCCAGGGUCCCAUGGGACGAUUACUCGACCCGAAAUUGUACCCAGCAAAAACUGGCCCCCACCCCGAAUCGGAAGCGACGAAGUUUGACCAACCGGACACCUAUCUGAAAAAGGUGAAUCAACCCAGGGUAAAACUGUGUUGUAUUUCUCACAUGGUUGGAUGAACGUUUCAGUUGGAGGAGAAGCACCCAAAUCUCUAUGGAAUUGUACAGAGUACGACCGAGGACGAGGUAAUGAUGCGUGUAGAUCAGGAUCGACUGAAAACGACCUAUCAAGUGGACUAUGGCGGGGAAAAAAGCUCACAAAUGUGUACAUCAGACGAUAGCACACUAAAGAGAUCACAGAAAGAAGAAGUCAGCCCGCGAUUGGAGCAUAUAAAAAAACAACGCGAAGAGAAGAAACACAAAAGUAAGAUGAAGAGGAAGGAUGAGGAUGAGCCUCCGGAAACACGGAUACCAGCCUGGCGUUCCGAGUACCAAGACAAUAUUAGUAAAUUAGGCGGUGCCAUAAUGAAACACAGGUUACAUCAGAGAAAAACUGCAGCGCCAUCUUGGGCGAUGGCGGUUUAA
Messenger RNA from Dufourea novaeangliae, 732 nucleotides. RefSeq lists its product as uncharacterized. The record is from RefSeq and is a predicted model, not a curated record. Lineage: Eukaryota; Metazoa; Arthropoda; Insecta; Hymenoptera; Halictidae.